CAACAUUUUCAAUGUGAUUAAAAAAGUGUAAACCGCUACAAAAGAAAUAUUAUGUCUUUUACUUCAAACGUGUUCUAAUGACUUCUCUAUAACAUCGCGAUAUCCAGCAACUACAAAAAAAUAAAAAUAAACGGUGCUCUCCGAAGAGGAAGCGUUUACAAGAGUAAUCUGUGAUCUUCAUACAUGUUUCUCGUGUAUAUACGAGCGCGUUACGAGCCUACAAUUAUAUCAUCAGAGUCUACAUCCGCGAGCGUUAAGGCGACCAUUAAAAACACAUUGACUAUGAUCGCAGAAUUAUUAGCGAUCGGCAAACAUAUAAAUGGCGCAGACGUCCAAUGAUCUAACGCUCUACUUUCACCAUCGACAAGAGAUUAUCAAUAACGGCCCGGCACUUGUAGGUUGCUUGCCGUCGCUGCUGUUGAUUGGGAGUAACAAAUGCUGCAUUAUCAAUAAGACCCUAUUAUGCUUGAGUGAACCGUAAUGUAAUGACACACAGCAAUCGGUCGCCACCGGGCGUAGAAUGCGCGCGAGAAUAAUUUUACUGACACGAAGAGAUUCACGAGCGGAAUAAUCGGACCAUUAAUUAUCAUCUUUGGAGCCAACGUCUUCGGUCUCUCUUCAGUGUCAAGAUUAAAUUAGGAUAUAUCUUUGUCCAAUGUAUUUACAACUUAUUUUUCAUCUAGUUUCCAUAUGCUGCUGCUCGAUUCAUAAAUUGCAAGUUGUUUUGCAUGCCGAUGAGGUGGAAUUUUAUAUCAGAGAACGACAAUUGCUACAUGUUGAAGAACUGAGACAUCGUUCCGCUUAAUUCAUGCUUUACGGACUUAAUGUAACGACCGGCUUUAUUAUUUUAUACAUAAUUACGAGACACGCGUAGUCGUGGAACAUGAAAGCAGGCCGUGCGGUGAAAAGAGGCUAAAAAAAGAUUUCUCCGCAUGCUGCCCGAUCACUCGGAAAUAAAAUGCAAUUAUUAAAUCCCAUCGGUUGUAAUUCAUUAUGCGGCGCGGUCGCAUAAUUACUUCCGCCGAGUCGACGCUCUCAACGGGAUUUUACGCGCUACGAAAUUAAUGGUCCGAGGUGAAUUUCAUAACUGCCGCGCGCGCCCAUGACUCCAGUAUAAAAUUAACAGGAAUCUCACGAGAGACUAGUAUUAAGUACCGAUGUUUGUACGUACGUUUCUGUCGGGCCACGUGCAAUGACAACCAAUUACCAAACGCAUCGCCAUGAAGAUUUACGCGUCUGAUGUAAUUAUAUAUUUUAACGUUUCGAGAUUUUCAUUUGAUCGUCCAAACGUUUAGCGAUCGAAAAAUUAUUAAAUGGAUUGGAUUUCGUUCCGUAGCGCGUAAAAUGUACACAUUGAAGAAAGUUCAGAAGGAAGAGACAUCACGCUACACGCGUUUAAUCAGCUUAAUUAGCGCUAUAAAUAAGGCACGCGAGAAACAUAUCUUUCUCGAUGAAACGCCGGCUUUCUCGACGACACUUUAUACGAUCAUUACAACGCAGCGCCUUGGUAUUCUAGAUUACUCAGAAGUCUCAGAACCGCGAUUACGCCACGUGUAUUUUCUAUUUUUACGAAUUACUCAUCCGUUAUUAAAACCUGUCAUUUACGCAACUUGCUUUGAACGUUGCAAUAGAUCGGAAUGCGAAUAAUUGUGCGAACGGCAUGUAAACGUCGUCGGAUAAUUAUACGGGCGCAUUAUUCACUCGUUGAUCAAUGAGUUUCGCGAAAGAACUUGCGAGAUCUCGCCGCAUAGCAUAGCGUAGCAUGUUGGAACGACGAAGUCCUGAGUCGGAGAAACUUAGAAAAAUUACUGUGUUAGCAUAAUUCGUGAGAGAGAAAAAGAAAGUCUAGUUGGAAGACAUUUUACCGGCUCAGCGGCAUUUUGCACUUAUGACAUGAAUGUCCGCCUCGAGAGUAUUGGUGCAGAGGAUAUCGUGGAUGGUAAUCCCAGAUUGAUCCUCGGUCUUAUCUGGACUAUAAUUCUGAGGUUCCAAAUUCAAGAGAUCGAAAUCGAUGUGGACGAGGAGAACGACAGCAGCGAGAAGAAGUCUGCCAAAGAUGCUCUGUUACUCUGGUGCCAGAGAAAGACAAAUGGCUAUCCUGGUGUUAACAUACAGGAUUUUACCGGCUCCUGGAGAAAUGGACUUGGUUUCAACGCUCUCAUACACGCUCACAGGCCGGACUUGGUUAAUUGGUCGGAAUUGCAGCAAAAUAAGAACAUCGAUAAUCUCAAUUGUGCCUUCGACGUUGCUAAUACGGAACUCGGCAUUCCACGGCUGUUGGACGCAGAAGACGUGGAUACAGCCAGGCCAGACGAGAAAUCCAUUAUCACCUAUGUUGCAUCUUAUUAUCACACAUUCGCUAGGAUGAAGAAUGAAAUAAAGAGCGGCAAAAGAAUAGCGAAUAUUGUUGGCCAAAUGAUGGACGCCGACAAGAUGAAGAUCCACUACGAGCAACUAACGACUGAUCUGUUGGAAUGGAUCAAGAUGAAAACCGAGGUUUUGGAAAGUCGCAGCUUCCCAAAUUCGCUCGAAGGUAUUCAACGGGAACUGUUAGCCUUCAAGCAAUAUCGAACAGUGGAGAAACCGCCAAAGUACAAGGAACGGUCCGAGAUAGAAGCGUUAUACUUUCACAUAAACACGCGGUUAAAAUCUUUGAAUCAACCGGCAUUCACCCCACAAGAGGGCCAGCUAAUUCACGACAUCGAGAGAAAUUGGGUAGAGUUAGAGAGAGCGGAGCAUCGCCGUGAAGUCGCCCUGAGAACUGAGUUGUUACGACAAGAAAGGCUCGAGCAACUGAAUUACAAAUUCGAGAGAAAAAGCGUGCUCAGGGAAGGUUACUUGAAAGAGAUGAUUCAAGUCCUGACGGACCCUCGGUACGGUAGCAACCUAGCGCAAGUAGAUGCCACGGUGAAGAAGCACGAAGCCAUCAGUGCUGAUAUCUUGGCACGCGAAGAGCGCUUCCAUGAUCUGACAAACAUGUCCGAAGAAUUAGUGCGGGAGAAUUAUCACGGUUUAGAAAGAGUCCGUAACAGAGAACAAGAAGUGUUGCAGAGAUGGAAAGAAUUGUUGGCUCUACUUGACCAUCACAAAUCCAAUCUGGUCGCGCUAAGCUCAUUAAUGACCUUAAUGAGAGAAAUCGAUACAACGUUGGCUUCCAUUCAAGAGCUACAACUGAACUUCCAAAGCAUUGAUGUAGGUCCGCAUUUACUCGGAGUCGAAGAUCUGCUGCAGAAACACAGCUUACAGGAACUACAGGUGACGGCUUUAGGCGAAAGCCAAAGACGGCUCGGCAGACAAGCUGCUCAACACUUGGCACAGCCGCAGAACAAGGAGGUGCCGUUGCUGCAGCAGAAAUUGGAGUUAUUAAAUAGCGCUUACGACGAACUCGUGGAGAAUAGUAAAGAACGUAAGGCUCGGUUAGAAGACGCUAGAAAUUUCUUCCACUUCCUUCAAGAUCACGAGGAUGAAGAGUCGUGGCUGGUGGAAAAACAACGAAUAUGUAAGGCUGGUAUUUCGGCGAAGGAUUUGCGGGCCGUGAUAUCGCUACAGCAGAAACAUAAGGCUCUGCAGGAUGAGAUGAAAGUGCGUAGGCCGAAAUCCGAGCAACUUUGCGAUGCCGGUAGAAAGCUGAUAACUGACAAUCACCCGUCAGCAUUGGAAAUACAAAAUCGAAUAGACUCGCUGCAGGAACACUGGAGGGUAUUGGAAGAACUGGCGGCAUUGCGGAAGAAGCAAUUGGAUGACGCGGCGGAAGCGUUCCAAUUUUAUGCUGACGCGAACGAAGCGGAUUCAUGGAUGAACGAAAAAAUGGCUCUAGUGGCCUCCGAGGAUUAUGGGGUGGACGAACCAAGCGCUCAAGCUUUGUUGCAGAGGCACAAAGAUUUGGAGGGUGAACUAAAUGCCUACAAAGGUGAUGUGCAAUCCUUGAACGCACAGGCGGAGAAACUCAUCAAAUCCGGCAUCUCUACCCUGGAAUUGUCCGCCGAUCCGGAACCAGUCGCCGAACUUGAGCAGGAAGAAUGGAGCAAAGAGAUUAGAUUGGUGCCGCAAGACGAGUGGGUGGACGAAGUGAUUGAACGACUCGAGCAGAAAACCAUUCAAGAGGAUAGACUAGUACCGCAAAUAAAGAGUCUAUAUCCAUUUAACGGUCAAGGCAUGCACAUGGCGAAGGGCGAAAUUAUGUUUCUGUUGAACAAAACGAAUCCGGAUUGGUGGAGCGUUAGAAAAGCUGACGGUACGGACGGAUUCGUGCCAGCUAAUUACGUACGCGAGAUCGAGCCAAAGGUCGUGCAAGUGCAAGUACGCAGACCUGAAAAGGUUAAAGUCACGCAGCGUGUGAAGAAAACGAAGAUGGUGAAGCAAGUGGUACCUGUUCGGCGAUUAAAAUCCAUCAAGUCUACCGUGAAACCGAUCAAGCGAAAGGCGGUGAGCGAUGGUGAUAGUGUAGAAAAGCGACAAAAGAAGAUCAAUGACACUUACAGCGAGUUACAGGAACUCGCGGUGAAGCGUCACGCGUUGCUGGAGGAUGCGAUCAGGCUUUACGGCUUUUACCGAGAGUGCGACGACUUCGAAAAGUGGAUCAAAGACAAAGAGAAGAUGUUAAGAGUCGACGAUCCUCGCGAUAACGUCGAGACGGCGAGAAGAAAAUACGAGAAGUUCCUAACGGAUCUGUCAGCCUCCGGGAAACGGGUCGAGGCAAUAGAUGCAGCGGUAGACGAAUUCGUCCGUCAAGGUCAUAGUCAGCUAGAUAAAGUUAAAGCCAGGCAGAGGCACAUUCAUCAGCUGUGGGAUCAUUUGAAUUGGUUAAAAACACAAAAAGAAAAAAGCUUGGAGGGUGCGUCCAGCGUUGAAUUGUUUAACAGAACUUGCGACGAAGCUCACGAUUGGAUGCUCGAAAAGAUCACCCAAUUAGAUACAGCCGAAUUAGGGCCUGAUCUGAAAACAGUGCAGGCUCUGCAAAGGAGACACCAGCAUUUGGAACGAGAAUUGGCACCAGUUGAAGAAAAGGUACGAAAAGUGAAUUUAUUGGGCAACAGCGUUAAGAAUUCAUACCCACACGAAUGUAACAACGUCAAUGUGAGACAAACCGAGAUCAAGGAUCUGUGGAACAAAGUCCAAACGAAGGCCAAGGAACGACGAUCUCGUUUGGAAGAUGCGGUCGGCCAACAGAUAUUUAUGAACAGUUCGAAGAACUUGAUCAAUUGGGCGACAGACAUACAAGAAACAAUGAAAGCCGAGGAGCCAGUAAGAGACGUUGCCACAGCCGAGCAACUCAAGAAACAGCACAUGGAACUUGGAGAAGAAAUACGAACCAAAGAAGACGAAUUCCGGGAGGUAGAAGACCUCGGUCGAGAACUAUUACGUCGUAAUACAACAUUGACAGAUGUACGCGAACGUCUGGAUAAAUUAAAUGGAUUGUACCCAAUGGUAACAGCCAAAUGGAUGGCAAAAGAAGAAUGGAUACGACAAUGUCUAGAAUUACAACAAUUUAAUCGAGAAGCUGAUCAGAUCGAAGCCACUACCAGUUCUCAUGAAGCUUUCCUUGAAUUCACUGACUUAGGCGAAUCUUUAGAUGAUGUCGAGGCUCUAUUGAAACAACAUGAAAAAUUCGAAAACACUCUUCACGCGCAAGAUGACAGAUUGAAAGCAUUUAGUGACACCGCAGACAAGUUAAUCACUCAAAAUCACUAUGAUAAAGAUUACAUCAAUGAAAGAAGGAAUCAAGUACUAGCUCGUCGCAUGGCAGUAAAGGACGCCGCUCAACGUCGAAGAGCAGCCUUGAACGCAUCCGAGCAUUAUCAACAAUUUUCGGCAGAAGUGGACGAUUUGCGCGAUUGGUUGGGCGACAAGAUGAAAACCGCAGCCGACGAAAGCUAUCGUGAUUUGAACAAUCUCGAACGUAAAUUGCAAAAACACGAAGCUUUCGAACGUGAACUCCGAGCCAAUGAAGGACAGUUGAGAGCAGUUAACAAAGCGGGCAAGGCGCUCAUAUCAGAAGAAAAUUACCGAUCAGACGACGUAGGAAAGACUUUGAAAGACUUAAAUGAUCAAUGGGACCGACUAGUAGCAUUGUCUUUGGAAAAAGGUCGUAGACUACGACAAGCGGCUUCACAACAUGGAUACAAUCGUACUAUGGAAGACGCCAGAUUGAAAUUGGAAGAGAUAGAGAGUUGUUUGCAAAGUAAACAAGUAGGCGUCGAUCUUCGCAGCUGCAAAGAGUUGCUGAAAAAGCACCAGACUCUUGAGAGCGACAUGUGUCAGUGGGAGCAGAAAGUAGAUGAUUUAGUGGCCAUGGGUCAGGAAAUGGCACAUGAAGGUCACUUCGAUGCGGCAAAUAUUCUGAAGACCAGUCAAGCCACUCAAAAAAAAUUCCGCAGUUUGAAGGAACCAGCUAAAAAACGUCGAGAAGCAUUGGAGGAGAGCUUGCGUUUCCAUAAAUUCGGCUUUGAAUUGGACGCAGAAUUGCAGUGGAUCAAGGAUCACUUCCCUCAAGCAUCCUCGACGACGCUCGGACAAAAUCUGCAUCAAGCUCAGACUUUGCACAAGAAACACAAAAAGUUGGAAGCGGAGAUCGUCGGUCAUCAGCCUAUGAUAGAUAAGACUUUGGCUUCUGGGCAAACGCUCAUCGAUCAGGCUCAUCCAGAAAAGAAAAAGAUUCAAGAACUGUGUGAUGUUUUGGAUGACGCUUGGAGGGACUUGCAAGAUAAAGCGGGAGAGCGCAGCAAAGCGUUAGACUUGUCUUUAAAAGCACAAGAAUUCUUUUUCGAAGCCGGCGAAGUCGAGAGCUGGCUUAACGAGAAGAACGAUGUGUUAAGCUCCACCGAUUAUGGCAGGGAUCGCGAUGCUGCCACGAAAUUAUUGACAAAACAUAAGGCUGUUGAGCUCGAAUUAGAUACGUACAAUGGCAUCGUGACAGAAAUGGGACAUACCGCUUCCACAAUGAUCAACUCGAAGCAUCCCGAUAGCAAGGCAAUAGCCAACAAGCAGCAAGCAAUCGUACAACAAAUACGGGCUUUGCAGCGAUUGGCUACUGUAAGGCAGCAACGUUUAAUGGAGAGCAUGUAUCGCCAUGAAUAUUUCCUGGAGAGUAGAGAAUUAGAGCAAUGGAUCAAAGAACAAGAACAAGCAGCCGCGUCAGAGGACUAUGGUCAGGAUUAUGAGCAUUUGUUGCUAUUGCAAGCGAAAUUUAAUGACUUCAAACAUCGAAUAGAAGCUGGUUCCGAGAGGUUCAAUCAAUGUGAGGAAUUAGCCAGAAAACUGAUCGCGAACGAGAGUCCUUACAUUCAGGACAUCGAAAAACGACAGGAACAAUUAGGAUCUGAUGAAGAUGAACCGGUGCUACAAGUACAAAAUCAACAAACGGUGAUGAAAGAAUCAUGGCAGCACCUGUUGGGUCUCAUCCGAAAUCGCGAACAACGAUUACAAGCGGCAGGUGAAAUUCAUCGAUUCCAUCGCGAUGUAGCAGAAGCACUAUCGCGAAUCCAAGAGAAAGAAGCUGCUUUACCAGAAGAUCUUGGACGCGACUUAAAUUCCGUUUUGGCCUUAAUUAGACGUCAUGAGGGAUUCGAGAAUGACCUAGUUGCGUUGGAGGCUCAACUGCAAGUUUUAGUCGAGGAUGCGUCUAGAUUACAAGCUCAUUAUCCGGGAAACAACGCGGUGCACAUCGAUCAGCAACAACAAAUCGUUGUUGCUCAUUGGGAGGAAUUGAAAGAGAGAUCCGCUCAUCGAAGAGAUCAGUUGCAGGCUAGCUGCGACUUGCAACGAUUCCUUACUCAGGUAAGAGACCUGAUGAACUGGGCAGCUGGACUCCGCGCUACAAUGUCAACGGAAGAAAAGGUUCGAGACGCAGCCAGCGCGCAGAUUUUAAAGGCGGAGCACGAAGCUUUAAAAGGGGAAAUUGAAGCACGAGAGGACAGCUUUAGUUCGGUGCUGGAUCUCGGCGAAGCCAUGGUACAAACCGGUCACUACGCCGCUAUGGAAGUCGAGGAAAAAUGUAAUCAACUGCUGGAUGAGCGGCAAAGGCUGCAUACUGCUUGGCAGCAAAAGAAAGUGCAUUUGGAUCAACUGAUUGACUUGCAUUUCUUCCUGCGAGAUGCCAAACAACUCGAUACCUUGUCUAGUACUCAGGAGGCCGCGCUAAGCGGUGACAAUUUUGGAGUCUCGGUCGAAGAGGUAGAUGCGCAAAUGAAAAAACACAACGAAUUCGAAAAAUUGUUGGUCACGCAUGAGGAGAAACUAACAGCGUUGCAAGAGCACGGCAACAAACUCUUGACUCAAAAUCAUUUCGACUCACCGACAAUCGCUCGACAACUGAAUGAAGUCGUUCAAAGACGCGCAAGAAUUCGUGAUUUAUGCGAUGUGCGAAGAAGAAGGUUGGAAGCUAGUUUGCUACACGCACAGUUCGUUAGAGACGUGGGCGAAGCCGAGUCUUGGAUAGGUGAAAAGCAAAAGAAGUUGGAAGCAGAAGCAUCGAAAGGCGAGGUAUCUAGUUUGGAGGAUAAAAUUAAGAAGCUGCAGAAGCACCAAGCGUUCCAAGCAGAGCUGGCAGCAAAUCAAAGCAGAAUCGAGGAAAUUAAAGCAAAAGGAGAAACAUUGUUAGCGCGAAAACAUCCGGCAAGCGCGGAAAUUCGUCAACAAUUAGAGCAUCUACAUGCGUCUUGGCGGAAAUUGUUGUUGGAGUCUGGAAAUCGGGGCAGAGGUUUGGAAGAAGCCCAAGAUAUCUUGGAAUUCAACAAUCAAGUGGAGAAAAUCGAGGCAUGGAUUAGAGAUAAGGAAAUGAUGGUCCAGGCUGGUGAUACCGGGAAAGAUUAUGAGCACUGCUUAAGCCUCCAAAGAAAACUCGAUGAUGUAGACAGUGAUAUGCGAGUAGAUGAUUCUAGAAUAAAAUCGAUUAAUGCUUUGGCGGAUAAGCUUAUAAAACAGGGUCGUGAUAAUGAAUCAAAAACAAUUCAACAACGGCGUGAUAACUUUAACAAUAAGUGGAAAGGUUUGCAAGGUGCACUGAGCACGUAUCGCGAAACAUUAGCGGGUGCAUUGGAGAUCCAUCUAUUUAACCGGGAUAUAGACGAUACAAACCAAAGAGUUAUUGAGAAAUCAGUGGCUAUGAAUACGAGUGACAAAGGAAAAGAUUUACCCGCUGUCGAGCAAUUACAAAGAAAACAAGAAGCUAUGGAGCGAGACAUGACAGCAAUAGAAGGCAAAUUGAAGGAGCAUAAGGCAGAGGCGCGAAACUUAUCGCGCAAGUACCCAGAUAAGGCAUCCGAAAUAAACGGAAUACUGUCAGAACUGCAAUCUAACUGGGAUGAUCUACAACGUGUGACUCGACAUCGGCGUGACGCUUUGAAUCAAGCCUACACAUUGCAUAAGUUCCAAGCUGAUCUACAUGAAUUGGAAAUUUGGGUGGCAGAUAAUAUCAAACGCAUGGAUGAAUCUGAACCACCGACUACCAUAUCUGAAGCCGAAGCUGUAUUAGAACUGCAUCAAGAGAGGAAGGCAGAGAUUGAUGGUAGACAAGACACAUUUAAAGGUUUAAAAGAUCACGGACAUAAGCUCCUAUCGAUUAACGAGGAUGUCAAAGAUAAUCUUGAUCAUCUAGAAGAACUUAGACAAACCUUAGGAAAUGCCUGGGACAAUCGUCGGCAGAAAUUAACGCAAGCGCAUCAAUUGCAAUUGUUCAAGGAACAAGCCGAUCAGGCUGACAGUUGGCUAGCGACGAAAGAAGCAUUCCUCAACAACGACGAUCUCGGCGAAUCAUUAUCAGGCGUCGAGACAUUGUUGCGUAAGCAUGAAGAAUUUGAGAAAAUGUUGGCACCUCAAUUGAGUCGCAUCGAGGAGCUCGAAAAGUUCGCCAAUGAAAUUCUAUCAUGUGAACACGCGGACGCAGGUAUAAUAAAACAGCGACUUGCUUUGGUUUGUACCAGAAGGGACAAAUUGAAAAACAGCUCGACAGCCAGAAGAAAGAAACUGUUGGAAAGCCAUCACUUGCAUCAGUUUCUCAGGAACAUAUAUGAAGUGGAAGGCUGGUUGCAUCAGAAGCAACAGGUGGCGGGCGACGAGAAUUACAGAGACUCCUCGAAUUUGCAAAGUAAAAUACAGAAACAUGCUGCGUUCGAGAGCGAAUUAAUGGCAAAUAAAGGGAGAGUUGCGGCAGUAAUCAAUGAGGGCGAAGCGCUUAUCGAGGAAAACCACUACGCCUCAAAAGAUAUACAAGAACGUUUAGACGAAUUGGAAGCGGAGUGGCGUCACUUGCAAGAGACUAGCGAGUUGAAGAAGAACCGGCUAAAUGAUGCGUAUCAAGCUUUGCUAUUCGGUCGUAGUUUGGACGAAUUCGAAACAUGGAUGGACGAGAUCGAAACCCAGUUGCAAUCAGAGGAUCACGGUAAGGAUCUUUCAAGCGUGGCAAAUUUGCUGAAGAGACACACCAAUUUGGAGAACGACGUGCUUGGUCACAAUGAGGCGUGCGAAUCUAUCAAGGAUACCGCUGCCAGCUUUCAGAAAUCGAAUCAUUUUUUGAGCGACGAGAUUCAAAAGAGAGCGUUGGUUACAAUCUAUAGAUAUCACAGUCUUCAGGAGCCGAUGCAGAUACGCAGAGACAACUUGGAAGAUGCGAAAUUACUGCAUCAGUUUGCGAGAGAUGUCGAGGAUGAAUUGCACUGGCUUUCGGAGAAGGAGCCAUUAGCCGCGAGUAAUGAUCUCGGCAGCUCCUUGACUACCGUACAACGAUUACAAAAGAAACAUCACGCUUUGGAAGCGGAAUUAUUAUCCAGAGAACCCGUAGUAGCUUCGCUGGUUAGCAGAGCGACUGUGAUGAUUAGAAGUGGGCAUUUCGCAGCCGAUAAGAUUGAAACGUUGACCAAAAAGUUGCAAGAGGAAUUGUCGCAUCUCAGAGAUCUGGCAAGUGUCAGGAAGCUGAGAUUACUCGACGCUGUAGAAUCACAAAUGUUUUAUGCCGAAGCCGCGGAAGCUGAGCAGUGGAUUAGAGAAAAACAUCCGCAACUGACAUCAUCUGAUCAUGGCAAAGACGAAGAUUCUGUGCAGUCUCUAUUGAAAAAGCUUAAAGGCAUCAAGCGUGACUUGUCUGGUUUCGAAAACACCGUUGAAAACUUAAAAAAGCUUUCGUGCGGCUUAAUCGAGAGACAUCACUUUGAUAGUAAAAAUAUUAUGCAAAAACAAGUAGAUAUCGAGUUGAAAUUUAUAGAAUUGAAACAAUUGAAAGAAUAUCGACUGCAGAGAUUAUCUGAGAGCGAGAAGUUUUAUAAAUUUAUCAGACAGGCGGACGAAGUAAUCGAAUGGAUCGGGGACCAAACAACAAUUGCUGCAUCCGAGGACUACGGUUGUGACGUAGAACACGUGGAAUUGCUGAUCCAGAUAUUCGACAAUUUCCUAGCUGGUUUAGCAAGGACGUGUAUCAGCGAAGAACGUAUAUUAGCUGUUCUUGACGAGGGGCAGAGGUUGAUCGAGCAGAACAAUCCUGAGAAAAAUAAGAUACUCCAGAAAAUUGACGAAACGAAGCAACAAUGGGAUGAUUUAAAGGAAUUGGCGCAUGCUCGACAAGACGCAUUGGCAGGUGCCAAGCAGGUUCACAUGUUUGAUAAAACAGCUGAUGAGACCAUUUCCUGGAUACAGGAGAAAGAAGCGGCUCUCAGCUCGGACGACUACGGCCAAGAUUUGGAAGCGAGUCAAGCACUGGUAAGGAAGCAUCAAGGAUUCGAAACUGAUCUGGCGGCUGUGAAGGAACAAGUAGAGAGUUUAAUGGAGGAAGCAUCAAGAUUGAUUGAGCUGUUUCCGGAUGCGCGUGUACACAUCAAUGUGAAGCAUCAGGAAGCAGAAGCGGCCUGGGCCGAGCUGCUGGAGCAAGCAGCGCAGAGGCGAAGUAAAUUGGCUCAGGCGGAACAGCUACAGGCCUACCUAGGCGAAUACAGAGAGCUGAUAUCUUGGAUAAACGAGAUGGUAGCCAAAGUGACGGCGCCAGAAUUGGCGCGGGAUGUUCCUGGUGCUGACGCACUGCUUUCCAGACACAACGAGUACAAAUCGGAGAUUGACACGCGCGAGGAAGCCUUCGAAAAGUUCUAUCGAACCGGACAAGAGCUAAUCGAGCAAGGAAACUUCUUGGCAAAGGAGAUCGAAGACAAAAUAUCAGUGUUGCAGCAACGUCAACAGAUCCUGAAGGACACGUGGCGACAAAGGAGAUACAUUUACGAACAAAAUUUGGACACGCAGUUAUUCAAGAGGGAUGCCGAAACUUUGGAAAAUUGGAUAGUCAACAGAGAACCGAUGCUGCACGACGAAAAAUUGGGAGACAGUAUUUCGCAAGUAGAAGAGUUGAUAAGGAAACACGAGGACUUUGAGAAGACCAUACAGGCGCAAGAGGAAAGAUUUAGCGCGCUUAAACGAAUAACGAUGCUGGAGGAAGCCUUUCAAAAGCAGCAAGAAGCGGAAAUGGCCGCACGUCAAGCGGAGAAAGAACGUGUGGAACGUGCUAAGAUCGAGGAACGGAAACGUAAAGAAGUGCAAAGGAUAACAGAAGAGCGGAAACGUGAAGAAGAACGUAGGCGAUUAUUAGACAAUUCUCAUCGUGCGCAACAUGACGAACUUAACGGCUCGGUCGACGAACAUGAGUCUGCGAAUAUGUUAUCUCCGUUGAAAGGUGCUACUGCUUCCGAAACAAUAGAACCUGCGACAUCUCAGAAGCCAUUCGGUUUAUCGCACAUGUUAGGCGAAAGAUUAAGACGAGCAACAUCGGACAUCAAGAGAGCUGAAAGCAUGAAAGUGGAUACGAAGAAACCAAAACGAACUCCGAGUUUCACAACAAGACGAAGAACGCAAAGUUUCCGUAGAUUACAGCGAAUGGAGAAUAUGGACGCUCUGCGACCAGUUGAGAUUCAAGGUCUCCUCGAGCGAAAGCACGAACUUCAAAGCUCUGGCAAAAAGGCAGCUGUUCGAUCGUGGAAACAAUAUUACACCGUAUUGUGCGGACAACUGCUGUGCUUCUUCAAGGAUAUAGAAGAUUUCAAUUUAAGUAAAGCUGCCACUGCCCCGAUAACCAUUUUCAAUGCUAUAUGCGAGAAAGCGGAUGAUUACACGAAGAAGAAAAACGUAUUUCGAUUGAAGUGUACGGACGGUUCGGAAUUCUUGUUUUUAGCACCAAGUCAGGAAGAAAUGGAAGACUGGGUUAAUAAAAUCUCGUUUCAUGCAAAAUUACCACCAAGUCUGCAACUUUUAAGCUACGAUGAUUCUCAAAAGAUGCAGCAAGAAAGUUUGCAAAGGCUGCAGAGUUCGAGACUCGAGCAUACCGACGACAACGCGUCGACCGGAAGUAGCCGCGCUUCUACACCGGAGAUGGAGCGCAAAAACUCUGUGAUCAGGCGCGAUCCUACCUCGCCGAAUCAACAUUCGCCUAGCUCGGUACAAAUAGAGUUCCUGCAAAUGCAUCGGCACAAUCAACAACGGCGCAACGACAUGCAAAACGCCGAGGCUUUCCUAACGUCACAGAGAUCCGAGCCUCAGACUCAGACUCAGACGGAAUUUUUACAGAUGCACAGGCAACAACAACUGCUUGCGCAGCAGCAGCAACUGAUACAGCAAGAGCAACUUGCUGCUCAGCGGGAUCAGUAUCAACAGAAUUCUGACAAACCGCCCAUACCACCACGAGGCGCCCCUCCACCUGUCCCUAUGCGAACACCCAGUUCAGAAAAUAUGAUGCAAUACAGGCGCAACGAUGUAGAGCAUCAUUUGCCACAAGGAAGGCCCAACGUUUACCAACGAAGCGCAACACUAAAUCACAAUGGAUCUGGCCAGUAUCCGACGAACGAGCCAGUAUGGCAUCGACAAAGCAGUGUAGAUCUUCCCCCGCAACAUCAAGAAUUAGCACCUCCAUUGCCAUCGAGUGCCCCUCCACCGACUAGAAUGGUUCAAUGGAAUAUUCCUCGUGAUUCUGCGUACGGGAAUGUUCCAAAUAUUAGACAAGGUGUACAGCAACAGAACAGUACUUUCACUGGCAGACCGACAUCAUUGCCGCCUUAUGUCGCUCCGCCAGCAGCUCCGCAAACAUCUCCUCCGAACAUCGUAGUGAUGGACAAUAGAAGAGCGUCGGAGAGUGGAUCGGAAAGUGAGCAAAGCUCGGGCAGUAAUCGAAAAGGUCGCGAUUACAAACGAAGUUCCGUAUUGAGCAAUCUAUUUGGAAGAUACAAAAAACCCUCUCAGUCGUAACGCACUUUCUAGAAGUUUUCAUGAAGCGUGUCCAUAAUUACCAUCUUUACUCACUUCUUACACGAGCUAUUCUUUAAACAAAAAACAAUCUUUCUCGUAAAGCGAACGACAAAGUUCCUUCACUACAUCACCGGAGAUUUAAAUAUCACGACACUUUUGUUAAACAGUACAUAGUAAUUUAUUUUUCUUUUUUAAGAGGGUAUUAUAAUAAUUUCGUUGUGCAAUGAUUUUAAUAUGUUGUACUUUAAUACCAUGCAAAUAUAAAUAUGCAGCAAAUUUUCGGGUAUUUACGAUCGAGAUCGAUUGUUGAUUAUAAUCAAAAUAUAUUUUUACUUAUAAAUAAAAUAAUAUUCCUACGUGUAAAAAAUCAAAGUCAUUAAAGAGUCAAAAAAUAAAAAUGUAAAAAAUUGAAAUUCAUAUUUUCAUUAAUAAAAUUUCGAUCGUUCAGAAAUUCAUAUUCUUCGAAAAUAUGGAGCCAUUAGGUAACGAAUUAUUUAGAAAUAUUUCGGAAAUUAGUAACAUUAGUGUGUGUUAGUAACAUUUGCAAGUGUCUUUAAAAAUAAAAAUUAGAUUAUCAACUGUCAUAAAUCUCACAUAUUCCAUAAUUAAAAAAUUUAAUUAUUUUUUGAUAGUCAUUAUUGAGAGAUUAUUAUUGUUAGAUAAUACGUUUCAAAAUAAUUCUUUUACAUUAAAUCUUAUGGUAGAAAAUAUUUAAAGAGUACAUAUAGUAUAUACUAUUUAUUUUUAUAUAUUUAUUAAUAGUGCAUUUAAAAGACAUCCUUUAAAAGACUAUGACAGUUGAAUGAUAAACAUUUUCAGUUAUUGUAUUGAAAGAAACAAAUAUACAGUUUAUAAUAUUGAUUUUUUUAUACUCAAUAUUAAACUUUAAACAUUAUAGCGUUUUCAACUGCAGUGGGUUUGAAUCUAAUCUAAGAUGAGUUAAUGAGGUCGCAUGCUCUUUAGAUUCUAAUUGAACGGAUCCAGUAUAACUCCAGCGAUAAAAAUCUACUGCAAUCGAAAACGUUAUUAGUUUCUAAUCUAACAACGAUGAACUCUGUUAUGACUGCAGUAAUAGAAUUAUUGAAUGAUAAAUUUAACAUUUUGAAGACUAUGAGCAUUGCAACGAAUACAAUAACGUUUUGUAAUAUAAAAAAAAAUUACAAUUCCAUGAAAGAAAAAAUGACCACUACCGAGUUUAUUUGAGAUGUACCUGACUUUAAGAAUAAAGUGUAUGACUUCUGUUUUCGGAGAUUCCUUUUUUUUCUUUUUAAGUUAAAAAUUAUCAAGAAAGAGACGUUAAAAUGCCAGAAGGGUAUAAUGUUUAAGUUGUAGAUGUCAUAAUAUAUGUUGCAAAUAUUAUAUAUUUGAAAACCCACAUGUGGGACCAAUGAUCUUAAUGUAUUAUGUACCAGAGAUAGACAUAUUUUUUGAUGAGGAAGACGAAAUAUUAUAUAUAUUCUCGAGCGUUAUACCAUUUCUUAUGAUAAUGGUGAUGUUAUGAAUGUAAAGUGUAUUUAAUAUAAUACAAUAAAAAAAUUGUGUACUAUGGCGUAUUAUCGCUAUCUCGCAUGUAGUUAUAGAAAGAGAGAGAGAAAAGGUCAAAAUAUAAUAUUAUACAAAAAAGAAA
This is a messenger RNA of Solenopsis invicta (red fire ant), 15835 nucleotides long. It is a transcript of the gene kst, whose product is annotated as spectrin beta chain, non-erythrocytic 5. Gene Ontology annotation, cellular component: plasma membrane; cell junction; cortical actin cytoskeleton. The coding region runs from base 1894 to 14208 and encodes 4104 amino acids. Gene Ontology annotation, molecular function: phospholipid binding; actin filament binding. The record is from RefSeq and is a predicted model, not a curated record. Lineage: Eukaryota; Metazoa; Arthropoda; Insecta; Hymenoptera; Formicidae. Gene Ontology annotation, biological process: actin cytoskeleton organization. The transcript is spliced from 28 exons.